Molecule: messenger RNA, 1317 nt
Organism: Asparagus officinalis (garden asparagus)
Lineage: Eukaryota; Viridiplantae; Streptophyta; Magnoliopsida; Asparagales; Asparagaceae
Product: F-box/LRR-repeat protein 12
Exons: 1
Coding region: 22-1167 (381 amino acids)
Biological process (GO): SCF-dependent proteasomal ubiquitin-dependent protein catabolic process
Cellular component (GO): SCF ubiquitin ligase complex
Molecular function (GO): protein binding
Source: RefSeq, a predicted model, not a curated record
CUGAUCCUCUCUCCUUUAUUAAUGGAUCCAAAUUUAGGUAGCACUUCAGACAUCAACUUGUCUAAUGAUUGCCUGCUUAACAUCUAUGAGAAAAUUCAGGGUAGCAGGGAUCGGAAUUCUUUUGGCCUGACAUGUCGCCAUUGGCUUCAGGUUCAGAAUUUGGCCGUUAAAUCAUUAAUCUUCCACUUCUCUGACAACCCAAAAGUUUACAGACUCUAUGCUAGUUAUCUACCGAGGUUAUUGACACGUUUUCCAAAUCUUAGCUCUAUUUCAGUAGCUGGCUGCACCGAAUUGCCUGAUUCAGAACUGAUCCGAAUUAGGGACUGCGGAUCUAAGCUCCGGUCGCUUGCUCUAUACUGCUGUUUUGGUAUCACCGACAAUGGUCUCAGUUUAGUAUCUGCAGGGUGCCCUAAUUUGGUCUCGGUAACUCUGUAUCGCUGUAAUAUCACUGAUCCGGGAUUAGAAAGCCUCGCUACUUCGUGCCAUUCUUUAGAGAAUUUGAACCUUUCUUAUUGCACAUUGAUCACCGACCAUGGGAUUAGCAUACUUUCAAGAGAAUGCAAUAAGCUUCAUGCUGUGAUGAUCUCAUACUGCAGAAGCAUAACGGGUACUGGCUUUAGAGGAUGCUCGCCGACCUUGUCAUAUUUGGAAGCUGAUUCUUGUGUGCUAUCCCCUGAGGGACUCUCAGGGGUUGUCCGUGGAGGUGGUCUCGAAUACUUGAACCUCUCUAACCUAAGGUAUUGGAACGGUGUUGAUGGUUUGGGUGCUAUUGGGGAUGGAUUUGCUACGAGUCUUCGGUUUCUGAACCUCAGGAUGUGCCGAUUUGUUUCUGAUGAUUCUGUCGUGGCCAUUGCCAAGGGCUGCCCGUUGCUUGAGGAGUGGAGUCUCGCUGUGUGUCAUGAGGUUCGAACAACUGGCUGGGCAGCAAUCGGAUCGGAUUGUAAAAGUUUGAAGGUUUUGCAUGUGAACCGAUGCAGGAAUUUUUGUGACAGAGGGUUGCAGUCUCUGAGGGACGGUUGUUCCCAGCUUCGGUUGCUUUAUAUGCACGGUUGUCGUCGUGUCAGUUGCUUGGGGUUCGAGAUAUUCAGUAUGCUGAGGCAAGAUGUGGAGGUAAGGAACGAUGAGCGCAUGUCUGUUGGCCCUUGCAUAGAUGAUUUGUUUGCAUAGAGAAUUCUAUACCAAUUGAUUCUUGGCUCUCAUAGUGUAUGAUGAAGCGAUUCUAUUGAAUUUCUUCUCUAAAUUCUUGGUUAGGGUACAUCAUUGUGACUGAAGAACUAUUCGGCAUUUUAAUUUCAUAAUAAUCCUCCAUUAGUGUCA